Erigeron canadensis is the source of this 402-nucleotide messenger RNA. RefSeq names its product heavy metal-associated isoprenylated plant protein 2-like. The coding region runs from base 4 to 402 and encodes 132 amino acids. The transcript is spliced from 2 exons. Gene Ontology annotation, molecular function: metal ion binding. Lineage: Eukaryota; Viridiplantae; Streptophyta; Magnoliopsida; Asterales; Asteraceae. The record is from RefSeq and is a predicted model, not a curated record.
UAGAUGGUGCAAAAGACGGUACUAAAAGUGAAAUUGUCAUGCCAGAAAUGCAAGAAGAGGAUUCUUACAUCCAUUACUGGUCUUCAAGGCAUAGAUAAGAUUGAAAUUGAUCCAGCGAAAGAAACAUUAACAGUAACAGGAGAUGCAGAUCCUUACUGUGUUAUUAUACAAGCAAGAAAAAUCAUAAAAUGCAUCGAAGUCGUGACAAUUGGUCCUCCUCCGUCCGUAAAGAAUCCGGAAGAAAAGAAACCUGAUACCAAGAAACCAUCAGAAGAUAAGAAACCCGACAUAGUUUUUGUUCCGUCCUGUAUCCCCAUGCCAAAGACUUGUGUUGCUUGUCCACAAGUGGCUGUGGUUCAUAUGAAGGAGGACCCGUGUUAUACUGCUUGUUCUAUUAUGUGA